Molecule: messenger RNA, 1421 nt
Organism: Euleptes europaea (tarantolino)
Lineage: Eukaryota; Metazoa; Chordata; Lepidosauria; Squamata; Sphaerodactylidae
Gene: KLHDC3
Product: kelch domain containing 3
Exons: 10
Coding region: 97-1245 (382 amino acids)
Cellular component (GO): cytoplasm
Molecular function (GO): chromatin binding; protein binding
Source: RefSeq, a predicted model, not a curated record
CCGUGGCUACAAACCAACAUGGUUGGUAGCCCUGUGGGCAUGAGCCUCUAGAGCCUCCACCCCCAGCCUGGAGGGACUGAGCACUCGCAAAAGGGAAUGUUACGGUGGACAGUGCACUUAGAAGGUGGGCCCCGGAGAGUAAACCACGCUGCUGUGGCUGUUGGACACAAAGUCUACUCUUUUGGCGGCUACUGUUCUGGUGAAGACUAUGAGACGCUGCGGCAGAUCGAUGUUCAUGUGUUUAAUGCAGUCUCUCUACGUUGGACUAAGCUGCCUCCAGUGUGGACCAACAGCAGGGACCAUGUGAGGGAGGUUCCCUACAUGAGAUACGGACAUUCUGCAGUGCUCAUUGAUGAUACCAUCUACAUCUGGGGAGGCCGCAAUGAUACCGAGGGAGCCUGCAAUGUACUAUAUGCCUUUGACGUCAGCACACAUAAAUGGUCCACACCAAAAGUAUCUGGAAUGGUACCAGGGGCAAGGGAUGGACAUUCCGCUUGUGUCUUGGGAAAGAGCAUGUAUAUCUUUGGCGGAUAUGAGCAACUGGCAGAUUGUUUUUCAAAUGACAUUCACAAACUGGAUACCAGCAACAUGAUGUGGAGUCUGAUCGCUACUAAGGGCACCCCAGCUCGUUGGAGAGACUUCCAUUCAGCCACAAUCAUCGGGACAAAGAUGUAUGUGUUUGGGGGAAGAGCAGACCGCUUUGGGCCAUUCCACUCCAACAAUGAGAUCUACUGUAACCGAAUCAAAGUGUUUGACACAGAUACGAACUCUUGGCUGGAUUCCCCUCCCACUGCACUCCUCCCUGAAGGCAGAAGAAGCCACUCAGCAUUUGGCUAUAAUGGAGAAUUGUACAUAUUUGGUGGCUACAACGCUCGCCUCAACAGACACUUCCACGAUCUCUGGAAAUUUGAUCCAGUUUCUUUUACCUGGAAGAAAAUCGAUCCCAAAGGGAAAGGGCCAUGUCCUCGUCGCAGGCAGUGCUGCUGUAGAAUAGGGGACAAGAUCAUCCUCUUUGGAGGCACCAGCCCAUCCCCAGAGGAAGGCAUGGGAGAUGAAUUUGACCUGAUGGAUCACUCAGACUUGUACAUCUUGGACUUCAGUCCCAACUUAAAAACACUGUGUAAACUAGCAGUGAUCCAGUACAACCUGGACCAGUCCUGCCUCCCUCAUGACAUCAGAUGGGAGCUCACCGCAAUGACAACAAACAGCAACAUCAGCCGGCCGAUCUUCUCCUCCCAUGGAUAACCUGGUCUCUUGCUCCCCCUCUCAGCCGCCUUCAACCCUUGCCUUGCAGAUGUCACCUUCUGUCUCCCUUGCCGUGCAUGAAUGUUAGCCUCUUCAGGAAACUCACCAAAAGGGAUUGCUGUACUGCCCAGCACGAGGAGGGCUCCACUGGCCUCUCCCGCUGCUGCAUCUGUCCU